Molecule: messenger RNA, 2418 nt
Organism: Acytostelium subglobosum LB1
Lineage: Eukaryota; Evosea; Eumycetozoa; Acytosteliales; Acytosteliaceae
Exons: 7
Coding region: 1-2418 (805 amino acids)
Biological process (GO): regulation of small GTPase mediated signal transduction; activation of GTPase activity
Cellular component (GO): cytoplasm
Molecular function (GO): GTPase activator activity
Source: RefSeq, a predicted model, not a curated record
AUGUCUGAAGGCGCAGAGUAUUGUAUAACAUGUCCUUCAGCAGGAUGGAGAUGUUUGUGUUCUGGCGAGGACACUGUGUUGGAAGACGAAUCAUUGGAUCACACAGUGGAGACACCAACAGUCGAGAACCCCGAAGAGUGCGUCCUCUGGUACUUUAACUAUUUCCUUGGAAAGAAGCAUCAUAACUAUUUGGCAGCGGAUGAGGUCACUGGCGAAGUGUUUGGAGUAUCGAUUUUGAAGGAGGAGACACAUGUUGGUGAUCUGUCGUACAAGGUCAUUGUGUGGACAGUCGAUGGCGUUGAGAAACAGAUGUUUCAAUGCAAGGCUAGACAUGCACCAUCCACAAUGGACAUUGUCAGGAAGGCCGCACCAAAGUUACAAUUCAAGAAGUUAAAAGAGAUUGAAUCACUCGACAUUCUACAGGACUUUAAAGAGUUGGAGGCAUCACGUAUCGAACGCAACUAUAAGAUUGGUAUGCUGUUGGCCAAAGAAGGACAGACCAAAGAGGACGAGUUCUACCAAAACUGCGAGGGCAGUGAGCGCUACCACGAGUUCCUCAAGCUCAUUGGCAAUGAGGUCGAGUUGAAGCAGUUCAAAGGUUAUAGAGGUGGUCUUGAUGUUACAAAUAAUGCAACUGGAACACACUCAUAUUAUACCAACUGGAUGGACUAUCAGGUGAUGUUCCAUGUGUCAACUAUGUUGCCUUAUGCACCAGAGGCCACACAACAAAUAGAGAGAAAGAGACAUAUUGGUAAUGACAUUGUGAUCGUCAUCUUUUAUGAUGUUGAUCCAAACUCAAACACAGACUUUAUACCAUGGGAGGUAUCAUCAAUCAAUUCAAAGUUCAAUCACAUUAUAGCACUUGUAAGACCAGAUGGUAACGACAACUACAAGUUGGAAAUAGUACUCAAGGACACCAUCGCCAACUUUGGUCCAACAAUGCCAUUCCCGGCAGUAUUCCCCAAACACUCAUUCAAACAGUUCCUGAUGGCCAAGUUGGUCAAUGGACAAAGAGCAGCAUUACAUUCUGCACCAUCAUUCACAGUUAAGCUACAGAGGACAUUCAAAGCACAUCUACAAUUGAUAUUCGAGAAGUACUAUGCAGCACAACAAACAAGUACCGUACCCAACUAUUUGGCCAACAAAAGAAGAUCAGCGUCCUAUACCAAUCAUCAUAUUUCCAAAGGCAAUGAGUUGCGCGCCAAAGAGUUUGCCAGCGGCAACCUUGGCCUCAAGGAGACGAGCAAGUCACUCAAUAUAUUCGAAACAGACAUACUAUUCUCCAAAGCAUUCGAUAGUAUCAACUGUGUGGACGUCAUCGAAUCGGACGGUAUCACAUGUAACUUGAUCUUUGCCACAACAGAUGGCAUUUAUAUCUUUAAGAAUGGUACCUCAUCAAAUGAGAGCAGUAGCUGUUACCAACGUGUGGCCAGACUGAAGGGUGCCAGCAAGUUGACAGUGGUGCCCGCACUCAACAUUGUACUUGUACUCACUCCCAAGGGCCUGCACAUGUUUGAUCUGGAGGAGCUGCAACAAGAGUACACGCACAAGUGCACUCGUCGAGCAUUCCCCGACGCAGCCACAGCCAACAACAACGAGCCGACACCCAAGCGUUUGGAACAUUCAAAGGGCUGCACAGUGUUUGCCAUGUCAAAGCUGCGCGGUAGCAAGAGCCCCGACUCAGAGUCCUUGGCCAAGAACAACAUCACAUUGCUAUAUGUGGCUCUCAAGAAGACACUGCUGAUGUUUGAGUGGCACAAUGGCGAGUUCCACAAGAGCAAGGAGAUGCAGGCACAUGAUGCGAUCAAGACGGUGUGCGCGUUGGCCCCAGGCAUGGUGUGCAUUGGCCUGGCCAAGGAGUUCCUGCUGUUCGACAUGUACACUGGCGUCAUGAAGGAGCUGUACAAGAAGGCCGACAGCGAGCCGGUGCGUGCAAUGUCGCUGGACACCGAGAUCUUCCUCUGCUUCAACAACAUUGGAUUCUUUGUCGAUGAGCGUGGAGUGCGCACUCGUAACUACGAGAUCAAGUGGGGCUCCAUACCCAAGGCCAUCGUACUGUCGCCACACUAUAUACUGGGCGUGUCAGGCCAGCUACUAGAGAUACGCACGUUGGUCAAUGGUAACAUCAUACAAUCAUUGCCAACGUUCCAAACCAGUAAUAAUGGCAUUAGUACGUCGUCCAGUUCAUCGCCGACACUCGAGUCACAACAACAACUGUUGCAUCAAAACAAGGUUAACUUCUCAAUCUACAAUGAUAUGACCUACUUAGAGAAUGGUAAUAUCUACGUGGCCACAUCGUAUCAAGGCACCUCAUGUAUAGUUCGAGUCAGUCAACAGGCCACUGGCAAUCAUUGUGGCGACAGCAGUAGACCAAUGCCAAUGUCAUGGACCAACAAUGUAUCAUACCUCAACUUGUAA